Nyctereutes procyonoides (raccoon dog) is the source of this 2487-nucleotide messenger RNA. RefSeq lists its product as uncharacterized. NCBI's taxonomy places the organism in Eukaryota, Metazoa, Chordata, Mammalia, Carnivora, Canidae. The coding region runs from base 748 to 1983 and encodes 411 amino acids. The record is from RefSeq and is a predicted model, not a curated record. The transcript is spliced from 3 exons.
GAGAGAGGGCCCGGGUCAGCCACGCGCCCGCGUCUUCCUCCUCGCUUCCGCCACUUCCUUGGCACCCGCGGAUGCCCUGCGGCUUGUGGCCCUUGUCCCCAGGCCCCCGACACUUCUGUCAAAGGCGCCCUCUUUCCCCUCCGGCUUUCCCGGGCCCCCGGCGCCAGCCCUGCAAGGGCCCUGGGGUCGCGGCGCCAGCUCCGGGACCCCACAGCCUCUGGGAGCCCCGACCCGGCUCCUCGGCACGUGUUUAGAAGGUUGACUUCUGUCAACUGCCCUCCUGGCGGCGGCAAAGCGCCCUACGGGCUGGGACGGUGGCCGCGCGGCCCCCCGGGGGCUGAGCUCACCGCCCUGGUGCCUGUCUUAUUUCCUCCUUCCCAUAAAUAUGCAGCCGGGGUCCCCCCCCUGCUCACUGGGGUGCCCUCUGACCAUGUCCCCCCACCCCAGCGAGCCCCCCCGCGGUCCUGCGGGGGACAUGCCCGGAUCACGGCUCUUUUCAAAGAACUGACUCGAUCCGUAAGGCUCGUCAUUCACGUGGGGUCUGGCCUCUUUCUUCCAGUUAAACCUCCCUUGUGCCCCGAGCCUCGAGCCCGUGCUGGGUAAACUCCGGGCUGCGUGGGGAGCCCCCUGGUGGGAGCCCCCUCCGGGUGCCAGCCGCACCCCCUCCUAUCCAAGCAGGUGCGCUGCUCCGCGGGCGUCCCCCAGUCGCAUCUCUAGCGCUGACCUCCCGCUCGCUUGCAGCCCCGCAUGGGCCUGUGUGCUGCCCUGCGUGGGCCCAGCGGUCGGGGCGCUCACCCCGUCAGCUCCAUCUCCCCGCUGAGCUGCCCUCGCCCCUGCCAGGCGGCCACACCCCACCCCGGCCGCCCUGUCGUCCUCAGUCCUCCCCGCCGGUGCUCCCGGCGUCCUGCAGCUCUGUGCUUAGGUGCAGAAAUGAGGCGUUGCUGUACGCUCCCGGCGGGAUUUCUCUUUAAUCCUCGUGAAGAGCUUGUUAGAGCGUCUGCAACCUUGCCCGCUUUAAGAUACUCUCGUCUGAUUCCUCUCUCUCUUACACACGCACCUGCAUUUGUACACAGGUGCACACACACGCACAGGCGCAUUCACAGAUGCACACGUGCACACAGGAGCCCACACAGGUGCACACAGGCACACAGGUGCACACAGGAGCCCACACAGGUGCAGAGAUGCACACGCACACAGGUGCACACAGGAGCCCACACAGGUGCAGAGAUGCACACGCACACAGGUGCACACAGGCACACACACAGGCGCAUUCACAGGUGCACACGUGCACACAGGAGCCCACACAGGUGCACACAGGCACACAGGUGCACACAGGAGCCCACACAGGUGCAGAGAUGCACACGCACACAGGUGCACACAGGAACCCACACAGGCGUGUUCACAGGUGCACACAGCCAGAUGCACACACGCACGCACACGGCUUGCCCCCGCAGCUCCCUUCCCAGCGGAGUGCCUUCCCGUCCUGGCGCGUUUAGCUGCGUCCCCACGUUUGCGGAGCGAGCCUUGCAGGCGGCACGUGGUUUUGCUUGCGUCCAGCCGGCUGCUUCUGUGGUAAUUGAGUGUGGUACGGCCCCCGGGACGCGUACCCCCAGCAUCACCUCCGGCUCCGGGAAGGGCCCCCCGGCUCCCUGGCGCCCUCGCCCCCCCACCGCCGCUCAUUCCCGCGGACGCCCGGGCCCAGGGGCUGCGGCUCUCCAGCUCUGUCCCGGAGUGGAACCGGCUCUUCCCACAGGUCCCAGCUCCCCACGGACGCCCUCACCUCGCCCUUGCCCCCACCUUAGCUGUCCCCCCGACGGCCUGGCUCGCCUGCCACAUCCGCCCCUCUUGGGUUCUGGGCAGUUCUGGCCGUCCAUCACCGGCUCGGCCUCAGGGGCUCCUAGACCCUGGGGAGCCCAGGGGUUCCCUCCUGGCAGCCGUCUAGGGAAGGUGGGGCUUGGUCUCCACGCACAGGCCAGUCUCUGACCUGCCCUCGCCCUGGGCUCAGCCCCGUCCCUGCAGGCCCUGCUCGCAGCCCUUAUGGGCACGGCCUGUGGGGGCCCCAGCUCUGCACCUCGGAUCUGCUAGCUCCCCGACGUCCACACCAGGGGUCCCGGGAUCUCAGCAAGGGAAGGGCUGGGCAGAGGGCUCACCGUCCAAGGGAACGUCUGAGGGCCAGGCCUUCACCCCUCACCCCGGGCAUGUGGCCUGAUGAGGGGAAAGGGGGAGCCGUCCCAAGACCCCCAAUAUGCCAGGGCCGGCCACACUCCUCGGCGCGCAGCCAGGGCCACCUGUCCUCGAAGCCCUGGGUCCUGGUCCUGAGGCUUGCGGGGCCAACCUGGGGCCUCAAACCCAGACUCAGCACCAAGGUCCUGUCGGGGCCCCAUGAGCCUGGACGGGGUCUCCUUCCUCCAGGAGGGCAGCCAGGUCACCAUGGAUGCAGCAGGCCUCCCCCCCCCCCCCGCCCCAGCCCAGGGCAGCCCAGAGCAU